Leptosomus discolor (cuckoo roller) is the source of this 2091-nucleotide messenger RNA. The record is from RefSeq and is a predicted model, not a curated record. NCBI's taxonomy places the organism in Eukaryota, Metazoa, Chordata, Aves, Leptosomiformes, Leptosomidae.
AUGAGAGAUGCAUUCCAGUUUGAAGUACUGCAAACACAGCAUGAAGAAAUUAAACAGAAGCUGAAAGCAAUGCAGGAUGAAAUUCUUACUAAAAAUGGAGAAAUAAAAAUUUUGCGUGACUCAAUGCAGCAGAUGGAGCAUGCUAUGGAGGAACAGAGAAGAUCAUACAUGAUAUUGGAACAGCAAAAAUCUCAGACCUUGAGUGAAAAAGAAAAAGAGUUCUCCAAAAAGUUACUGUCACUACAGUCAGAGUUGCAGUUCAAAGAUGCAGAAAUUAAUGAAUUAAGAACACGACUUCAGAACUGUGAAAGAAAUAAACAAGUUACUCAGUCAGUUUUAACACCAAGCCCUAAAAAGAAUUUUGCAGUACAAGUGAAAUCAGAAGGAUGUUCUCCACAGCCUGGAAAAAGAUCUUUUCCUACAAAGGAAUCCUUCAAUGCUGCAACGUCCACUAGACCAUCACAUUCUUCAGGAAAUUUGAUUGUCCUGACUGCUUCGAUCAAAGAAGACAGUAAAAUAACUCAUUCUGAAGUUUUAUCCAUGAAGCAUGAAGGAAUGGGAAAAAACGGUUCCUACAACUCUGUACCUAAACAAAAUGUACAAGGUUCUAUCUUACUAAAUGCACUGAUGAAGCAGCCCAUUGUCCCUGGGUCAUUACUAGGACUCUGCCAUCUUCUUAGCAGUAACUCUGAGCCUCUACCUGGAGCUGUAUUGCAGCCUAACUGUUUGGAUAUGAAGUCCACACAAGUACCCAGCAGCAAGACAACUCAAGAAGAAAUUGCUGCUCUUGUAUCCCUGCGAGAAGCUCAAAAACUUGCAAUAACAGGAUUGAAUUUGAUUGCUAUGGACGAAGGAUUAUCUGAAGCAAGCCCAAGAGAAAGCCAGAGAGAGUUCUUGUACCUCACACGCUGCAAGAUCCGAGGCGCUGUGCAUCUCUUGCCAUUGGUAGAACACCAUAUUGGUGCAUACUGUCAAGCGGUACAACUGGCGGACAAGCCAGUAAAUGGUUCUUGUGGAAACCAUUCGGCUGUUUCUUCCAGAACCAACACUAGUAUAGUGUCAAGUAAGGAGGACUUCAGGUUGUCUCUUGAAGAAACUACAGUUAUAUCACUGGGUAUUCUUUAUUAUUUGGCAUUUUAUAGCUGGGAUGUUGUCCACACAUUGCUGUCUGCUGAAGUGGAAAAAAGUUCUGCUGCCGGAGAUAAACGGGUUUCCAAGAUGGACAAAAAUGUGUUGUGUGAUAAUAAGGAAGAUACCAGGACACAAGCAGGGCUGCCUGUAGCUCCACAGGAUGCUCCCAGUAACAAUGAAGCUCAACAUUCUUUGUUUAAAAAGCUACUUCAGGUUUUAGCUUUUUCUGCUGCAAGAGGCUCCCAGACGGAUAGUAUACUGAACCAAAGCCUCAAAGUUUUGGUGAAAUUAGCUGAAAAUUCAACAAUGGACUUGCUAACAAAUUUUCAGCACUUACUAAGUAGACAGAUACUGCUCCAUUGUCUGUGUCCAGAGACCCCUUUGCCUGCUGUCCUUUUGACCGUGAGACUGUUGACUAUUCUUUCUCAACACCACAUGUUGGUUGCUCAGCUUUGUUCUCAUUCAGACACCUGCCUUCUUCUUGCACUGUACAUGUAUAUUACAUCAAGACCAGAUAAAUCGGCAUCUGAAAUGCUUUGGCUUCAGCUGGAAGAAGAGACAGUGAGACUCCUGACAAGGUGUAUGCAGUGUUCCAGUCCAACAGUUUUAUUACCUGGUACUGACUGCCAAUGCAAUCUUGAGGUGGUUAAGGCACUAAUCAUAAUGUUACAUAGACAGUGGAUGAAGAUUAGAAGAUCUGAGAACAGCUCAUGUGCAUAUAAGGAACAAAUUAUUCAGUUUUUACGGGAUGCUGUUUUACUCUUACACAGCCUAUCUCAGAAAGAUAAACUGUUUCACGAACACUGUUUGGAAGUUCUCCAUCAAUAUGACCAAGCCAUGCCAGGCAUAAGAGCCAUUCUCAAAAAGACUCAAAAAUUGAGUGCCUGUGAAGAGCUGACUUUGGAUGAAUUGUAUCCUCCUGAGCCAGAAGCAGAAGACUAAGGAAUGGACUCCAGCUAG